AGCGACCUGAUUGAAAGCCAAAAAUUUCGCGUUUGAUAGAAUGACUUGCAGUUGACACGAAACCAUUAACUUUAAGCAGGAUUUAUAAUCCUUUUUAUCGCUUCAAAUAAUUGAACAUCCGCACUGCACUUGUUGUAGGCUUAGACCUAUAAUUUAUCAUGAUGUCGACCAUUGUUAGCUCUACUUUUGGUCUGAUUUUGCUUAUAUCUAUAUCAGGAGUUCGGAGUGACCAUCAUACUUUACCAGGAGGAUUAGAACCAUGGGAGUUAGCAAUCUCGGAGAAACUCGGUGAAAUCGAGUUUAACGUUACGACAAGAAAUGAUUCGGCAAGAGAACAUUUCAUGUUGGGGCUAAAACUCCUCUCUUGUUUCUGGUAUGAUUUUGCGGAGAAGGAAUUCCUGAUAGCGCAGAAAAUUGACCCUGAGAUGUGCUUAGCGUAUGUCGGAGAGGCAUUGACGAAACGCAUGUUCUUGUGGAACUCCGACGAUAUCGACGCUGCAAAUGUCAUACUUGCGAAUAUGACGUCAGCAUGUUCUGUCGAAAGUUUAUCUCAGAGAGAGCAAGAUUACGUUACGGCUGUACAAUCAUUGUUUAACAUCACCAAGAAAAACGAUGGUAUGGCUAGGACAACGUCGUUCGGUGAUCAAAUGCAGGAAAUACACGAGGAAUACAGGGACGCACAAGCAGGGUCUUUAAGAGUUCUUGCUUGGAUAGAAACAGCUGGAUCUAAUGAAACUAAAUUGCAGAAAAGCAGGGAGUACAUCGAUGAGAUUUUUGAGGCCAACCCGAACCAUCCUUCAGUGAUCCACUAUGCAUUACACGCAUACGAUUUCUCUACACCCGGAGUAGCCAUCCGCGGAUUACCUUAUGCAGAGAAGUAUGGCGACGUCGUUUCGUAUGCAUCUCACGGGAAUCACAUGCCAGCUCACAUCUAUAUACGUCUUGGUAUGUGGAAGGAAUCCGUCUUCACAGAAAAGAUAGCAUUGGACGCAGGUGAUGAUUUCACGGAUAAGUAUGAAAACUCAAGUCUGUUAUACGACAAGUGGAAUCGUUACCAUUCUUUGGAAUAUCUACAAUAUUACCUCUUACAGCAAGGUCGGUUCAACGAAGCGAAGGUUUUAAUGGAACGCAUGCGCAGAGUCAUAAGCCAGGCUGAGGUCCAGGGGGAUGCACUCUUUUGGCAACAUUGGUACCGAAUGGCUGCUCGACAGUAUUUAGAAACAAGGAAUUUCAAUUUACCAAAUACGCACGCAAUUGACCUGGAAACUCCGAACUGGAAACCCCUUGAUGCAACUGAAUUUUGGUCACCCCAUUCUGAAGUCGGCUUCCAUCUUGCAAGAGGCCUCCAAGCCAUCCAAACCAAGUCCUCCGACAGUGGAACCAUGAUAGAAGGAAUAUUUGAUCGCAUCCGUCAAAUCAAAUUUGAAAUGGCUCCGCAAGAUUGGCCAUAUUUGAAAAAGACUGUCGUGUUUUUGACAAUGCAGUUGAAUUCAACGUAUGAAGCAAGCCAAGGGAGAAUUGAAGAGGCGGUUGAGAUCAUGAAAGAGGCCGUGGUCGUCCAGGAGUCGAUGGUCUUUUCAGGAAGUGAUCCCACUCUACUUUAUGUUUCUACAUGGGAAUUCCUGGGAGAUAUGAUCCUCAAAUACAAGCUAGAGGAUCACUAUGACACAGCAAUAGAGAUGUACAAGAAAGCUCUGUUAGCGAGACCCAGAAGAGCAGCAUCUGUCUAUGGUUUGUACAAACUCUACAAAAGGAAAAGACUCGACAGUGAAAUGAACUCUCAACUGGAGGAGAUUCGAAAAAUCUGGUCCGAUCCAGAUACCGAUUUUGAAGCUCGGGAAGAGAUAGAGAAGUCGGAUGAUGGCACAAGCGGACAAUACUCGAUUCAUAGUUCUCUGAACAUCUUCAUUGUUCUUCUUUGUGCUUUGAAGCUGAUUUCAUUAUUCUGAUGAAUACGUCAUUAAUACACAGCUGCUUAAAUUUCCUUGUAUAUAAGUAAUAGUGCUCCCAAAAAUGAAUAGUGUUCCCCAAAAUAUAUUUUUAAGUUUGUCCUGAAAAAAUGAAAUAAUGCAAACACUUUUGUAAUUAACAACACUUUUUCAUUACUUGGGGAUUUAUUCGUCAGAAUCCACUUAUGUUUUAGGAUAUCAUGGUAAAACAGUGUAUUCUUGUUACCUAUAAAAGCCUCCGAGAAUGACUUCCUUCAUCAUUUUGUGGAGUCAUAAAAUAAACACUAAUGCACGAUAAUUCUUAUAGUUUUUGUCGAGUGCCCGAUAUUCCAAAUAUAUGCAUGAAAACGAUGUGUUCUUUAUUUGCUACUAUGACGAAACACUCAAAAUGACAGACAGCAAUAAGUUGUGAAACGCACUAAAUACCAGUAUUCAGAUGAUUUAACUUGCAACUUAUAAAGCUGACACCAGAUAACUUCGAAUUCAUCGUCAAAACAAGUAUUGUAAUAUAUAUUUAUACAGUAUAAUAUUCCCACUUUUUAUGUAUUGUGCACUUUUGGAUAUCAAAGAUCCAUCAUGCUGAUUCUACCUAUUGCUCCUCGAUCUCGUGAAACGUAACGUCAUCUAUAAGUUUUACCACAUGGCCUUCAUGGCAACUUUGGGGAUUUCCUUCCUCUGACGUCACGUCAAGUUCUCGAGAGUUCAAAUCUGACCUUAGAUUUGAGAUUUAACCUUUAGUUUACCUUUUAGUGACCUUUGAAAGGUCAAAAAAAGAUUUUUAGAUUGAUUUUUUCAUUCAAAUUUAGCUCAGCUUAAUUACAAAGACCUACAUAUACUGACGUUUGAAAAGUGAAAUGUUCAAGGUCAAUGUCAUCAAAUUAGGUCACAAACGA
Molecule: messenger RNA, 2842 nt
Organism: Owenia fusiformis
Lineage: Eukaryota; Metazoa; Annelida; Polychaeta; Sabellida; Oweniidae
Source: the annotation of a GenBank genome assembly